AUGCAGGGGGGCCCCUCACCAACUUCGGCGAGCCCCUGGGGGGCCCCCGGGGGGCCCCCCAGGGGGCCCUCGAGGUUUUAUAAUGUAGAGGCCCCUCGCAGGCGUUUGGUUGCCUUCGAAUUCGCAAAGCCGCCGCCGCCUCCGCCGGCAGCGCCUGUCAGUGAAACCGAGGCUAUUGAGAGGUUUUUGUUUAAUUUGCUGUCUACUGAGGCCCCUGACGGUGCUUCCUCCUCUCCUCUGACUGAAGAUGGUUUCUUUCCUGCAGCAGCAGAAGAAGCAGCAGAAGCAGCAGAGGCAGCAGCAGCAGCAGCAGCAGCAGCAGGCGAAGCAGCAGCAGCAACCGAUGCAAGCGGCGGCGCCCCCUGGGCUUCCUCUCCUUGGAUCAGCUAUGGGGGCCCCUCUAAUUCUGUUGGGGGCCACCCCCUUACUCCUCAGGGCCCUUUGCCUCUGCAGCAGCUGCAGCAACAGCAGCAGCAGAUGCGGCAGCAGCAGCAGGAGCAGCAUGCGGACCCUGGUGAUUUGCCCUUAGAGGAGCAGCUGCAGCGGCUGCGCCGUCUAGCAAAGACGAGGGGCCCCCGGGGGGCCCCCAAAGAAGGGGGGGGCCCCCAACCUGUGCAGUCCGACAUCCGCUCGUACCUAAUACCCUGCAGGCAGCAACAGCAGCAGCAGCAAAUGAAGCAGCAGCCGCAGCAGCAGCACGAGGAGUCACAAGAGCAGCAGCAAGGGCAAUCACCACAGGCGCAACAACAUCAACAGCAGCAGCAGUUGCAGCAACAGCAUCAGCAGCAGCAACAACAGCAGCAACAGCAGCAACAGCAGCAGCAGCAGCAGGAGUACGAGGACGAAUCAUUGAUGGGGUGUACGUCAAUCUCCCGGUUAGAUGAAGACGAGUAUAUGAUGACUAAUAUAAGGGAGGCUCAAGGGGGGGCCCCCUUCAUAUCUAGCGAUGUGGGGGCCCCUGUCUGUGCUUCAGAUGGGGCCCCCCCCCCCAGUACCCUCUGCAGCCCUGCUGCUUCUCUUACAAGUUCUUUCUCUUCUCCUGGGGGCCCCUCAUCUCCUGAAUUCAUUGACAGUCCUUCUGAACCACCAUCAGAGGAGGGGCCCCUUUCAGACAUAUCGGGGGGCCCCCCAGGGGGCCCCCCAGCAGAGGGCCCCCACGGAAGGGGUCCCUUAGGGGGCCCCCCUGGGAAGGGCCCCCCUGGGAGGGGCCCCCCAGGGGGCCCCUCCUUCGCCUCUGAUACAACUGAGGGGGCCCCCCAGGGUGCUGAUCCUGAGGGAGAAGGGGGGCCCCCAUUGGGGGGCCCCCCUGUUGACGGUCGAGGGGGGAAGAAGACGGCGAAGAAAGGAGGUAAAGAGACAAGGCAGAAGAAGACAACACCAAAUAAUAAGCAAGGAGAUGAAACAACAAAACGAAGAAAAAGAAACAAACAAACCCUCGUCUUUAAUCCUGUCGCUGCAUGGGACUCAUUGUGCAGCAGCUGGCUCCAAAAACCGGAGGUUCAUUUCCUGGGCACUUUGAAUUCUUUUUCGAGUUUUGUCUCUGCUAAUUUUCGCGAUUUGUCUUUGGGCGCCGAGAGCGGCGAAGCAGCAAAUCCUGCUGCAUCGCCUCUACUGGGGGCCCCCGAGGGUUUAGGGGGGCCCCUUGAGGGUUUAGGGGGGCCCCCAGAGGGUUGCUGUGGGGCCCCUGAUGGUGUUGAUGAGUACAGGGUUUGGGUUUGUUCGACUUUGCUGGAGGACGGAAGCAUUUCUUCGUUAAGCAGCAACAAAUUGCAUCUAAGUCGGUACAACAGCAAUAACUCUUUUAGAAGGAGAUUUCCUUCUCCUGUUGCUGUCCUACUCAGCAGCGGGUGCAGCGCAAACUCAACCCAAACCAGCAGCAGCAGCAGCAGCAGCAGCAGCAGCGGGGGCGGCCCUGAAGAGAGGCCCCUGAAGGAAGCUUUGGGGGCCCUCCAUCACCUCGCAAGGGGCCCCCCUAUAAACUGGCAGCACUUCGUAAUCCCCCUAGCAGAAUUCGCGGUGCAGCAUCUGCUGCAGCUGCAGCAGCAGCAGCAGCAGCAGCAGGAGGGGGUAAAUGCUGCUGCAGUUUGGGAUUUCUUAGAGGAUUUGCUGCUGGAAGGGAGGAGGGGCCCCCAGCCUGGGGGUUGUCUGCUGCUGUGGAGCGCUCAGGAGGCCCUCAGACCCCUUAUUGCACACAAAGCCGAAAUACCUCUUCACCCCGCGUGCUUUCUUGAUGUCUCGCUGAUGACUUGGCUUUGGGCCCCCGACAACCCCGACAUAUCUGCUGCUGCUGCAGCACUGAACGCUGCAGCAGCGAAGCUGAACCUGCCGCAGCCGUUUGGUUCGAUGGCGAGUUCGGAUUUGGGGGUUUCUGAGGGCAGCAGUUUUAUUUGGUUGAAUUCGCUCAAUGCAAAUUGCACAACAGCAAACAUUGGGAGUGUUCUGGCGCCCUACAUCCUCUCUCAGGGCUUAUGCAAGGUUCUAGUGGAGCAGGAGGUACCGGUGGCUCUGCUGUUAUCCCUGAUGGAGGCGACAGGCGUUGCCUGCGACGAAGCCGUCCUCAACCCACACAAAGACAAAUUGCAGGCUGAAUUAGAGGGUCUGUCAGCAGCGUGCUGCGCUGCUGUUGGUUUUUCUUUUUCUCCUUCUUCCCCUCAACAAGUUGCAGAUAUUCUUUAUAACCGUCUUCGCCUUAGGGCCCCUCAGGGGGGCCCCCAGGGGGCCCCCCUGGAGGGUUUAGUAGGGGGUGUUGAGGAAGACAAAAGUCGGAAGCUCAGCACCGAUGAGGCUGCGCUGCAGAGCCUCAAGGACUGCCAUCCUGUGGUGCCUCUGCUCCAACGCCACCGCCAAAUAUUGAAGCUGUACAGCACAUAUAUCUCCCCCUUAACCCCCAUUUUGCCGAGUUCAGAGACGGUUGUUGCUGAGGGCCUCGUUUCCUUUUGCGUGCCCCCGGGGGCCCCUGGGGGGCCCCCCAGGGUUUGUGAAAAGAAGAAAGAAGGAGGGGGUUUAGGGUUUAGAACCCCAUGGAAGUCUGCUCAACCUCCUCAGCAAGCAGAACUCCCUCGGGUGUAUUGUCGCUGGAACCAGACGCGCACAGUGACGGGGCGUUUGUCUUCUUCUAACUGCAACAUGCAGACAAUACCCAAAGAGGUUUCAAUACCACUGAGGUGUACAGACAGCUCAAAUGAAGAUACGCAGCUUCUCCUAAACUGCAGGGAGGCAUUUAAACCCUCUCUGCAAGACAAACAAAUCCUUAUAUCUGCUGACUUCGCACAAAUCGAAAUGAGGGCUCACUACUGCGGCAGUGGGUAUUUGGUGGAUUUCAUCAAAAAUGGGGGUCGCGACAUUUACACGGAAAUCGCCGCCAUCUUUUGGGGGAUUCCAAGCCCAGAGACGCGCACAGUGACGGGGCGUUUGUCUUCUUCUAACUGCAACAUGCAGACAAUACCCAAAGAGGUUUCAAUACCACUGAGGUGUACAGACAGCUCAAAUGAAGAUACGCAGCUUCUCCUAAACUGCAGGGAGGCAUUUAAACCCUCUCUGCAAGACAAACAAAUCCUUAUAUCUGCUGACUUCGCACAAAUCGAAAUGAGGGUGCUGGUCCGUACAGGGGCUCACUACUGCGGCAGUGGGUAUUUGGUGGAUUUCAUCAAAAAUGGGGGUCGCGACAUUUACACGGAAAUCGCCGCCAUCUUUUGGGGGAUUCCAAGCCCAGAGGUCGGCGUCGCACCAUAA
This is a messenger RNA of Eimeria acervulina, 3732 nucleotides long. Its product is annotated as DNA polymerase I, putative. Gene Ontology annotation, biological process: double-strand break repair; DNA-templated DNA replication. Lineage: Eukaryota; Apicomplexa; Conoidasida; Eucoccidiorida; Eimeriidae. The transcript is spliced from 14 exons. The record is from RefSeq and is a predicted model, not a curated record. Bases 1 to 3732 code for a protein of 1243 amino acids. Gene Ontology annotation, molecular function: DNA-directed DNA polymerase activity; DNA binding.